Messenger RNA from Psylliodes chrysocephalus, 536 nucleotides. Lineage: Eukaryota; Metazoa; Arthropoda; Insecta; Coleoptera; Chrysomelidae. The record is from the annotation of a GenBank genome assembly.
GUCACCGUUGGUGUUUUAGGCGCCAAUUUGUUGUUGAUUUUGGUCAUUAACAGCAGAAGAUAUUCGAAGUACAUUCAUUCACAGCCCCGUUAUCUGCUAACUUCUUUGGCCAGCAACGAUUUCGCCAUGGGCUUAUUUGUUACACCUUUCGCCAUUGUUCCAUCGUUGAGACACUGUUGGCCUUACGGGGAACUCGUCUGUCAAAUCCAGGCACUACUCAGAGGUGCAAUUAGUCAACAAAGUGCUGUGAUAUUAAUAUGUAUGGCGAUGGAUAGAUAUUUAUGUAUGCUGUACCCUGCCAGAUACCAUAAACAUUCUAGUAAGAAGGUGAGUUUAAACAAUUAAUUUUUAAUAGCAUAGAAAACAGUUAAUAUGAAACAUUUGUGUUCUUUAAAAAAAUUUCGAAAAAAUCAAAUAAUUAUAAAAAAAAAAUAAAAAAAUUAAAAUAUCCCAGCAGCAGUAUGGAUAUUGUAUGAAGCGCAUGAAGCAUGACACAAAACGUUUGUUAUUGAAUAUACAUAAUUCUUUAACCGAUA